Molecule: messenger RNA, 5108 nt
Organism: Styela clava
Lineage: Eukaryota; Metazoa; Chordata; Ascidiacea; Stolidobranchia; Styelidae
Source: RefSeq, a predicted model, not a curated record
AUGUUUCAAACAACAAUAUCACCACCACCAAUGGUUCCUCCUCCACCACCAUUUGGUUUGGAUGACGUUGGAGUGACAAUUUCGCCACCACCAUUUUUACCACCUCCGCCACCAUUCGGUAUGGACGACAACGGAGCAACAAUAUCACCACCACCAAUGUUCCCACCUCCACCACCAUUUGGUUUGGAUAACAAAGGAGCAACAAUAUCACCACCACCAAUGUUCCCACCUCCACCACCAUUUGGCUUGGAUAUCGUCAGAGUGACAAUAUCUCCUCCACUGAUGUUUCCACCUCCACCACCAUUUUGUUUUCAGGGUGGUAUCGGAGCUUCGUUUUACCCACCACCAAUGUUCCCUCCACCACCACCGCUUGGUUUGGAUGAUUUUGUAGAAGGUUUCAUUGCUCCACCACCAAUGUUCCCUCCACCACCAUUCUUUGACUUUGAGAAACUAAAUUCAGGAUUGCGACCUCCUCCUCCUCCUAUGUUCCCACCACCGUUUUUCGGUUUGGAAAAUUCGGAACAAGCAUAUCCUCCACCUCCUAUGUUCCCACCACCUCCGCCACCAUUUGGUUUGGACAGCAAAGCAUACCCACCACCACCUAUGUUCCCACCACCUCCGCCACCAUUUGGUUUGGACAGCAAAGCAUAUCCACCACCUCCUAUGUUACCACCUCCGCCACCAUUUGGCUUGGACAGCAAAGCAUUGACUUUGAUUUUAGUUGAUUCCACUCCACCAUUACCACCAUUGUUUCCACCUCCACCUCCUCCAUUCAAUAUGAAUGUGAAAGAAGAAGAAUUCUAUCCUCCUCCGCCAAUGCUACCACCACCGCCAUUCUUCCUUGUUUCGGACAAGACGAUUAUCCGGCCACCCCCACCACUCAUCCCACCACCUUUGUUUUUGGUCAGUGACUUACAAAAACCGUUCCCUCCACCACCUGCGCUCAUACCACCACCACCUCCUCCAUUUACCACAAUUAGUAUUAGUCCUCCUCCACCUUUGCUUCCACCACCGCCACCACCACCAAUGGGAAACAAGACUGUUGUGCCUCCACCACCACCACCACCAUACAUCACACCUCCGCCACCUCCAAGAAGAACCAGGCUACAAAGUGUGAACCAAACUGCUGAUAUCUGUGGUUUCGAGAGCAUCACAUGUGUCGACAUCGAUGAGUGCGAAACGGGCAACAAUACUUGCAAUGAAACUAACCAAAAAUGUAAGAAUACUGAAGGAUCCUAUGAAUGCGUAUGCAAGGAUGGGCGAGAACUGAUAGAUGGAAUUUGCAAAGAUAUCGACGAGUGUAACACUGGCAAUCAUACAUGUAAUGGAACUAUUGAAGAAUGCAAGAAUAUGGAAGGAUCAUACAAGUGUGUUUGCAAAGUCGGAUUUGAAUCUGUGGAUGGAGAAUGCACAGAUAUUGAUGAAUGUGAAUCUGGCAACCACAGUUGUGGCGGAGAAAAUCAGGCAUGUAAAAACACACAUGGAUCUCAUGAAUGUGAAUGUGCAGUAGGAACCGAAUUGGCUGAUGGAGUUUGCACAGAUAUUGAUGAAUGUAAAACUGGAAUUUAUGAAUGUGGAAAUUUUUCAAUUUGUAAAAAUGAACUUAAUGGAUAUAGUUGUUCAUGUAUGUGCGGAUAUACUGACCUUGGUGGUAAUGAAAGACCAGGAUCUGACUGCGAUUUUGAUGAAUGCGUUCAUGGAACAACGCCUUGCACACAUGGAUGUGUCAACACCAGGGGUGGCUACGAAUGUAUAUGUGAUGACCAAUUUCAACUGGAAGAUGAUGGAUAUACCUGCACACCUCUUGAACCAUGUAGUUUCGAUUGGUGCCCUGCUGAAUCUACUUGUCAUAAUGAUGGUGAUAACUGUCGUUGUGAUAAGGGAUACAUCAAUCUUGCAUGGAAUUUCUGUGCGAAACCAUGGACUUGUUCAUCAGAUAAUGGAUGUGAACAUGGAUGUAAUGUUGAUUCGUCUGAUAGGUCACAAAAUUGCUUCUGCAAUCCAGGAUACACAACAUCUUCUUGGUCACCUAAAUGCUGUGUACCGGAAGUGUGCGAUGAAAACACAUGUAAUGGUCAUGGAAAUUGCACUUAUAACAAUGAUGACAUGAUAUCAUGUGAAUGUGAUUAUGGAUUUAAAGGAGACCGGUGUGAAACAGCAUUCUCUUGCUCUGAUUCUGAAGUGGACUGUGGAAUGGGAAUUUGUGAUGAUUUGUCUGAAGGGGGAUAUACAUGCUCAUGUUACACAGGAUACACAGGAACAAUGACAUGUGUGGACAUUGAUGAGUGUGCCGAUGACGCAUUCUGCCCCAAUGAAGGUCAAGAAUGUACAAAUUUCAGUCCAUUUUAUCAAUGCGAUUGUGCCGAAGGAUACAGAUAUCCAGAUGACUUGAAUGAACCACAAGAUGGCUCUGUUUGUUACGAAAUCACCCUUCUACCAUACGAAGACAGUCUCAUCUUCUCAGAAGUAAACCCUGAGCGUUCAACUGAUAUUGUUUUAUACAGAGGAAUGUUUGAUACUGAUAUGAGAUUUCAAGAUAAAGGAUAUACAAGAUACUAUGUAAUGAGCAAUGGCGCUAUCGUUCUUGAAAGAGGUUUAGUACAAGAUGAAAGGAUUUACACAUUAAAUAUGAAUGGAGGAAAUUUCAGCGCAUUACCAAAUGGAAACGGCAUAGAUCAUGUUCUAAUCGCACCUUUCUUAGCUGAUUAUGAUCCAAGAUCUCUUGAAUCUCAACUUUAUGUUGAACAGUACACUUGGAAUUCCGGAUUGAAUGUGGAUUCGGUGACACUGAACAAAGUCACAGAUCUCGUCAAAGAAUACUUUCCUGGAAACACAACUAAAGAUUUCGACGCAGCUGAGGUUCUAGUUGUUACAUGGGGAAGAAUGGUGGCAAGGGUCGGUGUGUUUCCACAAGCCACAGAAGAGGAUGACACGUUCCAACUUGUUCUUGUCACGGAUGGUUCAAAAACGUAUUCAUUAUUCAACUAUCAAAUUGAAUCAAUGGAUGCCCAACAUGGCCAACGGCUCACAGAUUCAGAACCAAUGAUUGGAUUUGCUUCAACUGAUGGUUAUGCUUUCAAACAAGACAUACCAAACCCACGAAGACCUGACCAAGCUAAUAAUACAGGAAAAGUUGCUCGAUUUGCCUACAGACUUGAUGUUGAAUCAGAUGACACAGAAAUUAAUGUAGUCAAAUAUUGUAAAGAUUGGUUUAACAGACAACCAGAAUUAGAAAGUAGUCGAAUCUGUCCUCCAACUAUACUUCAAGUUAUAUAUGAUUUAUCAUGGACUUAUUUACCACAUCAUAAAAACAGAUACUUCAGGCAAAAUGAAAUUAAAUUGAGUGGUACUGUUAACAAUUCUGUGCUUGCAGAAAUGAACAAUUUUGCAGGUGAAUUAUGCGUAAGACCACAAAAAGCGGCUUCGGACGGAUCUGGACAGAUUUGCUGUUAUGCUCAAUUUCCUGGGUCUUUACUCGAAGGAGGAUACAAUAGAGUUCCGUCUUUACGUGGUGGCCAGGUUGUUAGAUAUUUGAUUACUGAUCCCACAGAUGAAGAAUUGGCUAUUAAUCAUUUAGUGGAAGACGUCCGCCCAAGGCAAAUCUGCUGUGAAGAAGCAGAUUUAUGUAGUUUAUAUAAGGCUAAACGUCCAAGCACAACACUUGAGGGAUCGGUAACAGAUGAUAAUAGUAUAGCGAAAACAGUGGGAGACCCAACUUUGGGCACUGUUGAUGGCAACAGCUAUCCAUUCUCUGGGCUUGGCGAAUAUAUAUUUGUAACUGGGCCGGACAUCAUAGUACAAGGCAGACUUAUUCAAUCUACUGAUGGGGCUGGAAAUCUUGUUGAUGGAACCUAUCUGAAUGUGAUUGCAACACAGAGUCCAUCUCUUGGAUCACCGAAAAUUGAAAUAAAACUGGUGAAAAAUGGAAGCGAUUCAGACAUACAAAAUAUGACAGUGAAGGUUAAUGGAACAAGACUCUCUGACACAGAGAAGACAUCACUGACAAGUGGAGGAACCUUGUCAUACACUGGAGUUGAAAUAAAAACGAUUGUAAAUCGGGAUGGGUUGAAUAUCAUAUAUUCAAAUAAACUCACAUUAACAGUGAUUCCUGAUACAAGGAUUCUCACAAAUGUUCUUAGCAUACCAUCCUCACAGAAGGGGCAACUCAAAGGCUUGUAUGGAUUUUACGAUGGAAAUGCAACCAACGAUUUUGAACUUCGUAAUGGAUCAAGCCUCAUUUUGGAUGAUCUAAAAUUUGUUCCUUUUGCUUCACCUUCUAAUACAAGAGAAAUCAGAAUGAAUGAAUUCAUGAAUUCAGGCACAAUCUUAGAAGAAAAAGUUUUUGAUUUUGGACAAUCUUGGAUUACUACAUUGGAUGAGACCUUGUUCACCUAUGGAGAAGGUGAAUCGUGGGCCAGUAUGAGAAAUACUUCUUUCAUAUCAAAGUCUCUUCCCACAUUACUUGAAGAAGCCACUGAGGAGCAACUGGCUAUAUGCAGAACAUUAUGUAUAAAUUCAGACAAUGUCACCUAUAGUCAGGUUUGUCUAAGAACCUAUCUCAUCACUAAAGACAUAUCUGUAGUAGAACAAAUUAAGAAAACUGAGGAAUUACUUGGAGAAGAUGAACAAGCACUAAACAAUCUUCCACCAACAUGGUCUACAACAGUAACAGAAAUUGAAGUUCAGGUCGGAAUACCAUUUUCACUUCAACUAAUUGCGACUGAUACAACUGAUGUUACAUACACCCUUGAUGGAUCAAUUUCUACAGUGCCAGAAGCAGCAAUUAACUCUUCAACUGGGUUAUUCACAUGGACACCAAAAGAUAAAACCAGUUACGCUGUUAUAUUUGUUGCAACUGAUGCAAUAGGGCUUUCAAAAAAAAGGGUGUAACAGUUAAAAUAUGUGACUGCCAAAACGAAGCAACUUGUAGCUAUACAUCUACGUCACCACCUAUCGAUGAUAAUAAUUUCCAGGUUUUCGGUUGCAACUGCACUGCAGCAUACACAGGAGAAUCCUGUGAAGCAGACAAAGAUGAAUGUGUUACAAAUCCGUGUGGUGAUGCACCUUGUAAUGAUGCUAAAGCACCAGAGAUCGGUUAUACAUGCAAC